GAAACGUGGGCGCCAUAAACAAUCAAAACCUUGUGGUAUUAUUGUUAAAAAGUAUAGAAUCUAUACUCUUUGUUGUGACUCUCAUUUUUUUGUCUGUUGCUGCUCAUAAUUUUCUGUAUACAAACCUGAAAAACGAAAGAAAAUGUCAUUAUCAUUAUUUACAUAAUAAUAAAUAAAUAUAAAAUUUAAUCAACUACAAAUUAAGAAGAUUUAUUUGCAAUUUUAAUUUAUAAAAAAACAAGAGAUUUAAGAUGAGUCGAAAAGAAGCUUUGUCGCAAUUUAUUCAACAAAUUCAUGGAAGACCAGUGGUUGUAAAAUUAAAUAGUGGAGUAGAUUACAGAGGUGUACUGGCUUGUCUAGAUGGAUACAUGAAUAUUGCUUUAGAACAAACAGAAGAAUAUGUUAAUGGUCAAUUAAAGGAUAAAUAUGGAGAUGCAUUUAUCAGAGGAAACAAUGUGUUGUACAUAAGCACCCAAAAACGGAGAACUUAAAUAUGAUUGUUAAUAUUUAUACUUUAAUUAAGUAUUCGAUAUAAAACGAUAACAAUUUAAUUUUCUUUGAUAAUAAAAAAUCUCAUGAUUAUUAUUUAAA
Messenger RNA from Chelonus insularis, 591 nucleotides. Its product is annotated as U6 snRNA-associated Sm-like protein LSm6. Gene Ontology annotation, cellular component: P-body; sno(s)RNA-containing ribonucleoprotein complex; U6 snRNP. Gene Ontology annotation, biological process: maturation of SSU-rRNA; mRNA splicing, via spliceosome. Bases 252 to 491 code for a protein of 79 amino acids. NCBI's taxonomy places the organism in Eukaryota, Metazoa, Arthropoda, Insecta, Hymenoptera, Braconidae. Gene Ontology annotation, molecular function: RNA binding. The record is from RefSeq and is a predicted model, not a curated record. The transcript is spliced from 3 exons.